Molecule: messenger RNA, 489 nt
Organism: Gossypium arboreum
Lineage: Eukaryota; Viridiplantae; Streptophyta; Magnoliopsida; Malvales; Malvaceae
Exons: 2
Coding region: 1-489 (162 amino acids)
Molecular function (GO): zinc ion binding; nucleic acid binding
Source: RefSeq, a predicted model, not a curated record
AUGAAUCAGUGGUAUAAGGAGAUGAUACAAGAAAAAAGUCAGGCUCAACCACCUCCUCCCCCUACUGCACCACCUGUGGUACCUCCGGUUGCUCCUCCACCUCCUUCAAUAACUGAAACUAGUAAAUGUUCUCCGAUUGAAAAGCUUAGGAAGUUUGGAGCUGAGGAAUUUCGAGGGAGAUCAAAUGAUGGCCCUGUAAAAGCUGAGUAUUGGCGACAGAGUUUGAAAGCUACAGAAAAAAUUAGUCGAACUACAUCAGUACCAGGAAGAUUGGGUAGAGGUAGAUCAAGACAAUCUGAUUUCAGGGUAUUCGAUAGACCCGCAGCAUGUGUGAGUAGUGUUCAGAAUACUCCCCAGGCUAAGUGUCAAUAUUGUGGAAGACAUCAUUUCGGUGAAUGCAGGACUAAGAUGGGGGCUUGUUAUAAAUGUGGGGCUACUGAUCAUCUUAUUCGAGAUUGUCCCCAGAUGCAAAAAGAUGAAGUGGAAUAG